AAAGUGGAGUGAGUUGCUAUGCAACCACACACCCUCAGCGAGGUCAACGCUUGACCUGAAAGUGGAGAGGGACAGCAUAGGGCUUUUGAGGACAUUCGGAAUAAUGUAAACAGUACGGCCACUUUGUCCUGCUGGAGGUUCUAGUGAUCCUUAUCAAGCACUCUCGUGAAACACUGAAGAGACUUCCUUGUGUAUCUUGAUUUUGAAGUGAAGCAUCAAUCACAUAGGCUAGAUAUCUAGAGCGAAAUCAUCGAAAUGGCCGAAAAGAAAUUCGCUGGUGCCCCCUUUGGGACACAGACAGCAAGAUUUGAUGUUACUGGAGUUCAUCCAAAGACAAAAGUGCCAGGGAGUUUUACUCAAAUGCCGUAUGAUAAAUACUCCAUGUUGGAACUGGAGGAAAGGAAGGCUGCUCAUUAUAACUUUAAAACCCGAAAUCUUUCUAAAGACCAUGGUGCUAUCAUUGCAAAGUUUGACAAACAUAUCAGAAAUAUCCGCAAGUCAUUGAUCCAGGCCAGUCAAACCCUUCAAGAUUUUGAAACAAGUCAUUCAAAGCAAUCCUUUCGAAACUCUAAGUAUUCAAAGUCAGGAUCUUCUUUGAAUUUAUCAUCUCCCACACAACUAUCCUCAAGUAGGGUGUGUUCCGGUCUGUCAAAAAAAUCGGCGGUUGUUUCCUCACAUGGUUCUUCAAAGGAAAGCUCAAAAUUCAAUUCCCUCAGAGCCUUGGAACACUAUGAUUCUAAGUGUUUUGCUGAGUGGACAAAGAACAAGAUUCUGAUGAGCAGAAGAGCAUUACUGAUGAAUGCCCUGUUAGGACAGGACCAAACUGUCACCGGUUUUGAUUCUAGUUUCCUUGCUUGUUCAUCAGAGCUAUGUAUAAAAGAAAAGGUGCCUUCUUCUUUAGGUAACAAACGAUCAAAAAACAAAAUCUUUGUUUCAUAUGAGCAAAAUUUAACACAUGAUUCCACAUGUAGCUGUACUCUGAAACUGAAAGAUGAAGAAAUUUCCGAAAAAUCUGAUCUUACCAGUCCUGCUAAAAAAAAAAAUGGUGGUGUGAACAAUAACAGUUCUGAUUUUGAUCACAGUCUGAGCAAUCUUAAUAAAUCUGGUGGAAACAGAAAAGAGAAUGAUGCUGAACUCGAAAAUGAAAAUUUGGCAAUUUCCCAGCAGUCUGAAGAAGCAAAAAACGAGCUAAAAAGUGUGCUCUCAUCAAGUGACGCAAAGCCAAGAGGCUCGAUGGAAAAGAAGGUAUCAUUUGAAGAAAGUAUUGGAGCGUCUGAAAUGAACAGUGAAGCCGAAAUAAAAGAGGUUGUUUUGAAUAAAGAGGACGAAGACAAUUUAAAGAGUAUAAGUUUGGAAACAGGGACAGAGUCAUCAAGCUCUACAAGAAAAGACAAGGGAUUGGAAACGAAACCUGUUGAGAAAAAGUCAGACAGGAAGAAAAGUGAAACCAAGGAGCUCCAAUCUGAAGCCUCGAUUUCAAACACCCUCACUAAUGAUGACGGUGAAAGUCUUUUCCUUGACUCUGAUAUAGAAGCCUGUCCUUCAAAUGUGGGUUCCGCAGAAGGAUCUACCACCGGAACUUCAAAACCUCUCAGAAAGGCUUUAGACAGUGAAAAGGAACUCUUCACAUCAAAAGGUGAAGGUGCAGAAAGUCAAGAUAAGACUAAAGUUGAAAUGUCGACUGAUGAGGAUAGAGGUAGAUUAUUUCAAGGCUUAGCCGAAUGUAAGACCCAAAAAAAGGAGCCCAGUGAGACAUGCGAUGAAUUUUUGAAACGAAAACUUGGACCAGGCACCUAUAAUACAAUGAUUGGUGGAUUUAGUUCUUCAAAUGUUGAGUUAAAGGCCUCUGGACCAGGUUGGGCUCGUCAGAUCGAGGUAGAAAGGCUGGCUGCUCUUCCUCAUCUCCUUCACAAAGAGCAGUGGGAGGAAAACAAAAUGCUGAAAAGGAAACUGGGCCCUGGAUCUUACGAGAUCAAAGACUUUAUUCAAGCUGGUAAUGAAAAACCACGCAGUGAGAGAGGUAUCUGCAGCAAUCUGGCCCCCAGAUUUGAGAGAGGUGUUUUGAGUGCAACACCAGGCCCAGGAACCUAUGGCAUUGGUGGAGUACCACAGAGAGCACUGGAACAGAAGGACAAGAUUGCAGCCAGUACUAAAGGAAUGCUUGAUGCUGGUGACCGCAAACGUAAUUUACCUUCAGUGGGUUCAGAACUUGGCCCAGGGACCUAUAAGCACAAGACUUGCACUGAGGAGAUGCUCAACAAAGUCACCAGCCUCAAGGGCCCCUAUGAGUUGUACUCUGGUGACCGCAACAAGCCUAUUUCGGAAGGGUACUUGGCUGCUCCUAAACUUGCUGAUCUUGGCCCUGGCCAGUACGAGAUCGGAACAUUUGUUGAUGAGCUCAAGGGCCCACACAAAAAUAUACAUGGCAAAUUUGGCAAGAUGUCACAGUAUCCCGAUGUCCCCACUGAAAGACUUUUCUUGUUUUCUCAAGCACAUUAUCCCAAGAUGAAGGACUCUCCUGGACCAGGAACGUACUCCUUGCAGGAAAUGAGCAAACCACGACAUGUGAACAGUCCUGGCUUCCUGUCCUCAGCGAAGCGGGAUGACAAAAUCUCUCAGAAAUUCUUUACAAGGAACUUUAAUCCAGUUGGUGCUGGUCGUUAUGACAUCCAGAAGCUAGAGGAGGCACAGGACAUCAAUGGUCACACCAGUGUCUUCAGAUCAAAAACUGGGAAACCUAAUCUACAGAUGGCCAAAUUCCUUCAGGAGAGAAUCCGAGCAAAGGAUGUAAGUCCCCAAGACAGAGUCUUCAUCCAGCAGCCAGGGCGCCUGACACGAUCUAUAACAGUCAUGUAAUGAAGAAUCUACUGUCCCGUACCAAAACUAGUCCUUCUCGGCAGGAACAACUGACAUCGCCUGCAGCUGACCUUUUCUCUCCUCUCCAUCAAUUGUGUUACGACACUGUUAUCAGGUGCUCACCAAUUUGUCGACGUAUAUGGAGUUGUUGGAACCAUCUUGAAGCCUGUUUAUUUGUCUUGCUAUUUGAUGAAAAAAAUUACCACUAUACCUUGAAUAGAAGUAGAAGUCGUGAUAUUUGUGAUUGAAAGAGGUUUGGGUCACCUAGUGUCAGAGGUAAAUUAGCAAGAAAAUGACUAAAGUUUGGUCACUCCCAAAACAUGAGUGUCCUUGAAAACUUGCACAUUUUUGGGGGCCAUUUAUCAAAGUUUUGCAGUAAGCAGUAAACUCCACUCAGAAAUUUGUUUUUAAUGGAUGUAAAAGGUAGCCCCCCCUCAAAAAAAAAUUUAAAAAUUUAAUCGAAUUAUUUGCCAACCGGGUGGCAAAAUGUCAGUUUCUUUGAUUUCAUUAUAUUUUGACGAGCACCUGAUUUCUCCACAAUGCCACACUAUUUCUUUUAAAAACAUUUGUAAUUCCUACCAAAAAGAAA
Aplysia californica (California sea hare) is the source of this 3445-nucleotide messenger RNA. Its product is annotated as lymphocyte expansion molecule. Lineage: Eukaryota; Metazoa; Mollusca; Gastropoda; Aplysiida; Aplysiidae. The record is from RefSeq and is a predicted model, not a curated record. Bases 256 to 2856 code for a protein of 866 amino acids. The transcript is spliced from 11 exons.